AUGAAAAUCAUAUAAUGUAUAUAUACACGCACACACCAUCUCCACAGUACGACCAGAAGUGAAUCAGAGAGAAACCCUUUUUUCUGACAAUCGAUAAAAAUGGGCAGGAAAUUCUUCGUCGGCGGCAACUGGAAAUGCAAUGGAACCUCCGAAGAGGUGAAGAAGAUUGUUGGGAUGCUUAAUGCUGGUCAAGUGCCCCCUGAAGAUGUUGUUGAGGUGGUGGUUAGCCCUCCAUUUGUGUUUCUUCCAUUGGUAAAAAGUUCGCUGAGGCCUGAUUUUCACGUUGCGGCACAAAAUUGUUGGGUCAAGAAAGGUGGUGCUUUCACUGGUGAAGUUAGUGCUGAGAUGCUUGUCAAUUUGGGGAUUCCUUGGGUGAUUCUUGGUCAUUCUGAAAGGAGGCAGCUGUUAAAUGAGUCAAAUGAGUUUGUUGGAGAUAAGGUUGCAUAUGCUCUUGCUCAAGGCUUGAAGGUAAUAGCUUGUGUUGGGGAGACUCUUGAGGAGCGAGAAUCUGGAUCUACUAUGGAUGUUGUUGCUGCACAAACUAAAGCAAUUGCAGAACGAGUACCAAGUUGGACUGAUGUUGUUUUGGCCUAUGAGCCUGUUUGGGCCAUUGGAACAGGGAAGGUUGCUUCACCUGCUCAGGCUCAGGAAGUUCAUUGUGGAUUAAGGAAAUGGCUUCAAAUGAAUACCAGCCCUGAAGUUGCUGCGACAACUCGGAUUAUCUAUGGAGGUUCGGUCAACGGUGGUAACUGCAAGGAAUUGUCAGGACAACCUGAUGUUGAUGGUUUUCUGGUUGGUGGCGCUUCUCUUAAGCCUGAAUUUAUCGACAUCAUCAAAUCCGCUGAGGUGAAGAAGAAUGCCUAAGUUUGUUAUCAAUUAUGAAUAGAUAAAAUUUUGAAGUUUUUGCUAGGGAAGGUAUAACAUCCGUUUUAUACCGACACUUUUAAGGAGUUAAACUAUUAUGCCUUCGCUCUUUGGAAAGCACUUGGAAUUGGAUUUCAUGUAUGAAUAAAUUUGACGUACUAUUCUCCUAUGAUCCUUAUCUUAUGCCCAUAAACUGACAUUUUUCUUUU
Molecule: messenger RNA, 1073 nt
Organism: Cornus florida
Lineage: Eukaryota; Viridiplantae; Streptophyta; Magnoliopsida; Cornales; Cornaceae
Product: triosephosphate isomerase, cytosolic
Exons: 9
Coding region: 100-864 (254 amino acids)
Biological process (GO): gluconeogenesis; glycerol catabolic process; glyceraldehyde-3-phosphate biosynthetic process
Cellular component (GO): cytosol
Molecular function (GO): triose-phosphate isomerase activity
Source: RefSeq, a predicted model, not a curated record